UGAAUCGCGUUUGGUGUUAACCACGGACGUUAAAAUUUACGUUAGUUCCACUUUGUGUUGCCGCAUUUUUAGUGUAUUGCCGAAAACAGUGAACGACGUACGGAGUCCCUUACCGCAGCCCCUAACGAGCACAAAAACUCAUCCCCUAUUGUCGUGUUGCCAGACGUCUAGCUUCCUUUUGUUAGCGAUAAACAAAUUCCAUUCUAUAAACCCUGCUUAACACUACGGCAACGCUGAACGUGAAGAGUAAAGCGAAACUAAAUUUUCUUAAUUAAUUUUAAUGAAGUGAUGUGUAAAACAAUAAAGAGCUCACGGUGCACUUGUCUUGAAUGUACUUUACAGUGCAGGAAGUUUGCUGUAGAAAAUAUGUCAUGCAAAAAGAAUAAUUGUAAAGUAGCACAGUUGUAGUUAAUGAACAAACAGAAACUCAGACGAAGAGAGUAUGGAGUCUAUGCCGAGAAUUCACUGACACUACUUGUUUUUUUGCUCUGCUUCUUGACGAACAAAAUACUAAAAAAAGCGGAACAGAAUAGAGGCAUAACUUAUUGUUGGCAUUUACGUUGCACAACAAAUAAACGGACGGUAUUUUAGUUUUUCAAUUCUUUGGAGUUAUAUUUGCCAGCUUUUUAAAAAUUAUUCCGUGGAGUCAGCUCGAAACAAGUGCUUAUACAUACAUGCAUAUGCAAGGUUACAAAAUAAAUAUUGAUCAAGUGUAAAAGUGUUUGGUUAAUCUUGCAGCAUAGCAAAACUAGCUGUUGCUUAAAUCAUUUCAUUAUAUUUCGCGCGUUAAUUUGUUGGGCCUGGAAUACGCAAAUUCAACUUGACACACAUCAUAAAAGCCUUUGUUGGAAAAACGGGAACACGCACGUCUAUGCCAAGCAAUAUGGCUGCAAACACUGACGAUCAAAUGAGUGAACCAACUACAAGUUCAUCGGCGACAUCGCCGCGAAAUAGCACAACCCGGCCAACGAUGCAACAACAACCCUUUGUUAUACCUAAUGAGGGCACAUAUCUAAAACCUGCAGCGAAACAGGCGUAUUUUAGUGAUGAAAAAGUGCUCAUACCACAAACUGAUCAGGUUGGCUUCAGCUUUCGCAAAUUAUGGGCAUUCACUGGUCCUGGGUUUCUCAUGUCUAUAGCAUAUCUCGAUCCGGGCAACAUAGAGUCAGAUUUACAAAGUGGAGCCGCAGCAAAAUAUAAAAUCUUAUGGGUACUUUUAUGGGCCACCGUAUUGGGCCUGCUGAUGCAACGCUUGGCAGCGAGAUUGGGUGUUGUGACGGGUCUGCAUCUGGCGGAGAUGUGCUAUCGGCAAUAUAGAAAAUUUCCGCGUGUCAUUCUUUGGAUAAUGAUCGAAAUCGCCAUUAUCGGCUCAGAUAUGCAGGAAGUGAUUGGCACAGCAAUUGCCAUAUAUCUGUUGUCCAAUAAAUUAGUGCCACUGUGGGGAGGAGUACUUAUAACAAUCGUUGAUACGUUUACCUUUUUAUUCUUGGAUAAAUAUGGUUUGCGGAAACUGGAAUUUCUCUUUGGCUUUCUGAUCACAGUAAUGGCUGUGACUUUUGGUUAUGAGUACAUCGUCUCUGCGCCGAGUCAGGCUGAAGUGAUGAAGGGCAUGUUUGUACCAUGGUGCAGCGGUUGUGGGGCCAACGUUCUACUGCAGGCGGUAGGCAUUGUGGGCGCUGUGAUAAUGCCCCACAACCUUUAUCUACAUUCGGCCCUGGUGAAAUCACGUGAUAUCGAUCGCCGUCAACCGAAAAAAGUGAGCGAGGCGAAUUUUUACUUCUUCAUUGAGGCGGCGGUGGCGCUCUUUGUGUCCUUUAUAAUAAAUCUAUUUGUUGUUGCGGUCUUCGCACAUGGCAUGUUCGGUAAAACCAAUCAAGAUGUGCUUGAUGUAUGCGUGAAUCAAACGAUGUACGAAGAUGCGAAGCUUUCAUUUAAGGAUAGUAAUAAUAAUACAGAUCUCAUCGAUGCGGAUAUUUAUAAAGGUGGCCUAUUUUUGGGAUGCACUUUCGGCGCAGUGGCUAUGUAUAUUUGGGGUGUUGGCAUUUUGGCAGCAGGUCAAAGUUCUACGAUGACUGGAACUUAUGCGGGUCAAUUUUCCAUGGAAGGCUUUUUGAACCUACAAUGGCCACGGUGGCGUCGUGUCCUCUUCACUCGUUUGAUUGCCAUUAUACCCACAUUCUGUUUGGCAUUCUUCACCCAAAUGGAAGAUUUAACACAUUUGAAUGACAUACUGAAUGCGGUGAUGUCGUUACAGUUGCCAUUUGCAGCCAUACCAACGAUAGCAUUCACCUCAUGUGCGGCCAUAAUGGGUGAAUUUGUGAAUGGAAUCACCAACAAGGUCAUCUCUAUACUGUUAACUAUAGUUGUAAUAACAGUAAACAUCUACUUCGUCGUUGUACAAGUGCAGACAGCUUCUUUGGAAGGUGGCUUUGUAGCAUUAGUUUGUAUAGUUGCAGCUUUAUAUUUGCUUUUUAACCUAUACCUUGUGAUACAUAUGGUUGCGUGCAUGGGCAAUCAAAGAUUUGUAAAUAAUCGGUGGGUCCAGAGGUUUGUGCUUCCCAGUCAGAACAGCUUUACGAUAAAGAACGUAAAUUCGACCUAUGCAAGAAUUUCACCGGACGGCGAUCGGGAAGCAGAUGUACCUUUCGGCGAAGAAGAAGAUGCAUAGCCACUACUGCGUGAAAUUGAUUCCGAGUGCAGUGAUGACAGCGAUGACACACUCUUCAAGAGCAACAACAACACAUCGAAUAAUCACGGUCUUUCCAGCAUUAUCAGCUAGCACAUGCGACACUAUUGGUUAGAUGACUCUAACAUUCGUUUCGAAACUUCUAACAUCGUUGCCCUCAUGCAAAUGCAGAUCUUCAUAUAUUAGCAAUAGUCGGACCAAAGGAACAAUCAGACACAGCAACAACAACAGCCGCAAUAAAUAAUUUUGUAAACAUUACAGCAAUGAACAAAAUGCAAAUGUUCAUAUUUUUUUAUUGUAUAAAAACAAUAACAACAACAAAAAAUAUCAGCAUCAUCAUCAUCUAGGCGUUAAGACAUCAGAUUUUUUAAUGCAUUUAGAUGAGAUGGCACACAUGUAUGAAAUGAUUGGAGAAUUUUGAUGAAAAUGAUUAGUACAACAGUUGAUGGACCAAUGCGGCAAGUCGUCAUUGGGACUUAUAAGUAACUAUGAGAAAGUGAAAAACUAAAAGACAUCUAAGUGGAAUCAAUUAGGCAAUUAUUUUCUAUUUUUUAAAUAAAUUCUGGUAAAAUUUGAUAUCGACAAAGACAUUUACAAAAAAAUUAAAUUAAAAUUAUAUAUAUGUUGCUUUUUAAAACUUAAAUAAUGGUAAAUGUUAAAAUUAUGUGCUAUUUUAAAAUUUUUAUACCAUAUAAGAAAAUAAAAUAUUUCGCUUUCGCUUUUUCCACAAUUGUAAAUAUGUAUGACAAUACUGUGCUCUCUAAAAAAUUAGAAACUGUAAAACGAAAAGAAAUUUAAAUUUUAAGAUGUAUGGUACAUGGUAAGGCUGUGAGGUUUGUAGUAGGAACCGGCAAAAAGCGUAAAAACUUAAUUAUAAAGUUUUAAGAAAAAAUACUUAAAUUCUAUUAAUUAAUAAGAUUUUAAUUGUUGAUGAUGUGUGAUUAAAUCAAAAAUGGUUGCAAUAUUUUUUUAAAAGUAUUGUAUAUGGAUACAUAUUUUAAUAAACAUGUUUAUAAUAUUGCUUGAAUGCUAGAAGAACGUUAAAACCAAAAAAGAAAAAAAAAAAAAUUAAUAAAAAAAUAAAGCCGUUUUUUUAAUUUAGUAUGCAGAAAUGGCCUUGGCUAAUUAUUACAUACUUUGUGUUAUGCAAAAUAUUCAAGGUAAUUAUUACAAGAAAUCAGGUCUUUAUUUUUACUUAGGGAAAAAUGGUGCAUAGAAAAAUUCCAUUUACUCGAAUUCUCGAUGUUUUGAGUUAUGUCGUUCUUGCAGUAAGCGGGUAAUAUGUAAUAUGUGUCUACAAGUACAUAUUUCUACUUAAUACGAGGGCUACUCUUUAUAAUGUGAGCCUUAGCAAACAUAAGCGUAACCCUCAUGGGGAGUGGUAACCAACGUAACCUUAUGGAGGAUUAUUAAUAUUAAAAUUCCGAAUGUUUUAUCAAUUGAGAACGAUCUCUGUUGUUUACGGUUAAUCGAACUCAGUUCUUUUGUACUCACUUUUGGCGAUGAUGCUCCUUCCUUCGACAUUGUGAAUUGCUGCAAUAACUAAUUUUAUAGCAGACUAAAUCCUUUGCUCAAGAAAAAUCGGAAAACAUUUGAUCCGUUCCCGCACGUUUAGUAAAAGUAUACCAGAAUGUAUAGAAUGCAUAGAUGCGGCGAAAAUUAAACCGGUAAUCGGCUCUCAGCGAAUUUGAAGGAAUCAUAUGAUUUGCUGACGUAAUAAGGGAAACUACAGUGAUUUGUUUACAACAAAGGUCGAUAAAAACUGAGAUAUAAAAAAAUUAAUGGAGCCCACGACUAUAUUACUUCAUUGACAUCUGAACAACGACUGACUGGAAGAGCGUAAAAAUAAAUGUGAAAUAUGCGGCCACAAUUGUGCCAAGUUCCCGUAAGACAAAGUCAUUCUUGUAAUUUUGCUUCGGAUUACCAAAUCUUGUAUUUCUAUCAUUCUUGGUAAAAUCUGUAAAAAAAUGUAUCAAGAUUAAAAACAUACUCCAAGGACUUGGCUGGUAACAAAUAUGAGAUCCAUGGGUAUUUUAUGUGUUUUUGAUUACUAGGCUCGCAAUACAAAAAGUAACCCUCGUACCUAUACUUUUGUUCUCAGUUGGAUUUUUAUUUAAAAAGUUGUACAAUUGGAUCAUUAUAAGGAAAUUCAUGAAAUAGUACUAGUACUCGUACAUGUUCAAGGGAACUCAAAUUGUUAUUUUGUCCGGGUGAUUGCUUUGUAUGUAUUCAGUUCCAUGUGUGCUUUAUAUAGUCUAUUAUAUUAGUUAAUAACAAAUAUAAGUUCUUAUGUUG
Messenger RNA from Anastrepha ludens (Mexican fruit fly), 4981 nucleotides. It is a transcript of the gene Mvl, whose product is annotated as protein Malvolio. Gene Ontology annotation, biological process: metal ion transport; manganese ion homeostasis; response to manganese ion. The transcript has 13 exons. Gene Ontology annotation, cellular component: apical plasma membrane. The record is from RefSeq and is a predicted model, not a curated record. Gene Ontology annotation, molecular function: cadmium ion transmembrane transporter activity; manganese ion transmembrane transporter activity; iron ion transmembrane transporter activity. The coding region runs from base 872 to 2668 and encodes 598 amino acids. Lineage: Eukaryota; Metazoa; Arthropoda; Insecta; Diptera; Tephritidae.